AUGCCAGACACCAACAAAGAUGCGGCUGCAGCAGGUGCAGGAGCACAGGUACCACUACCACAGAACUUCUCGGAAGCAUUUCUGCGACUCCUGACCAAUCAGCAAGCCCUCAUGACACGGAUGUCGGAGCAGUUGGCCUCUACACAGCAGGCCAUCAAGAGUUUGUCCAGGGACGAAACCGUGCUAGACUCUUUAUCGAGCAACAUGGCGGAGUUCGCCUACGAUAAGGUCAGUGGACACACCUUUGACGCAUGGUUUUCCCGCUACAGUGACCUGUUUGAACGCGACGCAACCAAGCUGGACGAUGCGGCGAAAGUGCGGCUCCUCCUAAGAAAAUUGAGCCCACCAGACCACGAACGCUACCAUAGCUUCAUUCUUCCCAGGACGUCACGGGACUUCACGUUCGAUGAGACAGUAAGCAAACUCAAAGCACUUUUCGGUGCUACUGUCUCAACUUUCCGUCGGCGUUAUAACUGUUUCCAGACAACGAAAGACCCUGGAGAAGAUUACCUGGCCUAUUCAUGCAGGGUCAACAAGGCAUGCGUCGAUUUUAAACUCUCCGAGCUAACCGAGGAGCAGUUUAAAUGUCUUACCUUCGUCUGUGGUCUAAAGUCAAAUCAGGAUGCGGAAAUUAGGAUGCGGUUGAUCAACAAGCUCAACGAAUCUGCCGACCUCACCCUGGAGCAGGUCGUAGAGCAAUGCAACAGUUUGGUAAACCUGAAGCAGGAUACGGUACUGGUGGAGUCGACAUCCUCGGUGGUGAAUAUGGUGACCAGACCGCCAAAGGCUAAGCAACCGUUUCACCAAUCCAGAAGCAGCAGUCCACACCGUGAGCAACCAAAAACUCCCUGUUGGUCGUGCGGUGGGAUGCACUUCAAUAAAGACUGUCGGUUCCAUGAUCACAAGUGCCAGUCUUGCGGCAAAGUUGGUCACCGUGAAGGCUAUUGCGCUUGUUUCUCUAAGUCCACGCAACACAACAAGAGCAACAGCGGUGCGAAGAACACGAGGAAAGAGAAAAAGCGCAAAACAUCAACAAAAACACUGGCCGUACACAAAGUUGGAGCUGGAAGAAAAUUUGUGGAUGUAAACAUCAACAACGUCCCUCUUCGACUGCAACUGGACACCGGGUCGGAUAUUUCGAUCCUAUCGCAUCGAUCUUGGGUCAAACUAGGAAAACCCAAACUGUGUUCAGCAAGAUGUCGGGCCAAAACAGCUUCUGGCGAGCCGCUAGAUCUCACGGCGGAACUGCAGUGCCAAAUCACCAUCAACGGCUGCACAAAAAGCGGGAUUGACUGGCUGGAAUUGUUUAAUUUGUGGGACCGCCCAAUCAGUGCCCUAUGCAACAAAGUUGACGCUCUAUCUACGCCAAGUGUGUCGGCUUUGCAAGCACGGUUCCCCGAAGUGUUUACCUCCGUAAUGGGCCUCUGCAACAAAUCGCCUGUUCGGUUGGUACUCAAAGGCAAUCCCAAACCGAUCUUUCGCCCGAAACGACCAGUUGCGUACAGCAUGGAGGCAUUGGUGGAAGACGAGCUCCAUCGCCUGCAGGAGCUAGAAAUCAUCAAGCCGGUAAACUUUUCUGAUUGGGCCGCUCCUAUCGUGGUGGUCCGGAAGCCGAACGGAUCCGUACGGAUAUGCGCCGAUUUUUCGACUGGCUUGAACGAUGUUCUCGAGCCAAACCAAUAUCCACUGCCCUUACCCGAGGAUAUUUUUGCUCGGAUGUCCGGAUGUCGAUUCUACAGUCAUAUCGACUUAUCCGAUGCCUACCUUCAGGUGUUGGUGGAUGAGGAUAGUCAACCACUGCUAACUAUAAACACCCACAAAGGCCUAUUUCAAUUCACCAGACUUUUACCGGGAAUCAAGGCGGCCCCCGGUGCAUUUCAACAGCUGAUCGACACUAUGCUAGCCGAUCUUCGUUACGCUAUCGGCUACUUAGACGACAUCUUAGUGGGUGGCCGAACUGAGCAGGAACUCCAAACCAACGUUGAUCUGGUCCUCCAGCGGAUGAAAAGUUUUGGAUUCACGGUCCGCAUAGAAAAAUGCUCUUUCUUCAUGCGGGAAGUGAAAUAUCUCGGCCAGAUUCUGGAUGGCAACGGCAUACGCCCAGAUCCAGACAAGAUAGCACCCAUCGUGAACAUGCCGCCCCCACACGACGUCCCAACACUGCGUUCGUACCUGGGCGCGGUAAACUAUUACGGCAAAUACGUCAAAGAAAUGCGCCAACUUCGACAUCCGAUGGACCAGUUGCUGAAAAGUGGCACCAAGUUUGUUUGGUCGAAAGCAUGUCAGGCUUCUUUCGAUCGAUUUCGUGAGAUUCUAAAAUCACCGCUUUUGUUGACGCAUUACAACCCCAAGUUGGAACUCAUCGUGUCGGCAGAUGCUUCGAACGUUGGAAUUGGAGGCCGAAUUGCCCAUCGUUUCCCUGACGGCACUAUCAGAGCUAUUUGCCACGUAUCCCGCAGUCUGACUGCGGCUGAAAGUAACUACAGCCAGAUAGAAAAGGAAGGAUUGUCCUUGGUGUUCGCGGUGACUCGAUUCCACCGCAUGGUUUUUGGUCGACGGUUCAUUCUUGAAACCGAUCAUAAACCCUUAUUAUCGAUCUUCGGUUCCCGGAAAGGCAUUCCCGUCUAUACAGCCAACCGGCUACAAAGAUGGGCCUUAACGUUGCUGCUGUACGAUUUUGAAAUCCGUUACAUUUCUACGGAUUCUUUUGGUCACGCUGAUGUUUUAUCACGCCUAAUCAACCGGCAUGUUCGGCCAGAAGAAGAUUUCGUCGUUGCUUCCCUGGAACUGGAGCACAUCGUCAGGAGUGUCAUGAACCAAACGCUUUCUGCUUUACCCUUAUCAUUCAAGGCGGUGAAGACAGAAACCCACAACGAUGACAUUCUUCAACAAAUUACUCGUUUCGUCGAUUCUGGAUGGCCCUCCAAACAGUCGACUAUCGUCAACAGUGACAUCCAGAAAUUUUAUCAGCGACGCGAUGGUCUUUCCAUGGUUGCUGGUUGCCUAAUGUAUGGUGAACGGCUAGUAAUCCCCGCCAAAUUCCAAAAGCAAGUGUUGCAGCAGCUGCACAAAGGGCAUCCAGGAAUCGAGCGAAUGCGGUCCAUCGCUCGCCAGUACGUCUACUGGCCUCUAAUCGACGAAGAUAUCUCCAAGCUUGUACGGGCCUGCAGCGAAUGUGCCAGUGUCGCCAAAACGGAACGCAAAGUCAACCUUGAAUCCUGGCCGACACCAGAAAAACCUUGGCAGCGGGUGCAUGUGGACUAUGCCGGUCCCCUAGAUGGUAACUACUAUCUGAUUAUCGUCGAUUCGUUCUCCAAGUGGCCAGAAGUUAUCCGCACGCAAGCUAUUACAUCCAGUGCUACCAUGCGAAUGCUUCGAGGAGUUUUCGCAAGAUUUGGAGCGCCAGAAACAUUGGUCUCAGACAAUGGCACCCAGUUCACCAGCGAGCAGUUCCAACGAUUUUGCGAAACGAAUUCCAUCACGCAUCUGAGAACUGCACCGUUUCAUCCCCAAUCGAACGGCCUUGCUGAAAGGUUCGUCGAUACUUUCAAGAGGUCCCUCAAGAAAAUCAGCGCAGGGGGAGAAGCCUUAGACGAAGCCAUCGACACAUUUUUGCUCUGCUAUCGGUCGACACCCUGUCGCAGCGCACCUGAUGGGAAAUCUCCGGCAGAAGUCCUUCUAGGUAGACCGAUCCGAACAUCACUGGACCUCUUGCGCCCUCCAUCAGCUGUUUUCCCGAACGAAAGUGGCCAAGACGAGCAAUUCAACCGGAAACACGGAGCCAAGCCGAGAAAUUAUGUACCACAAGACCUCGUUUGGGCUAAAGUAUUCCGGAACAACAAAUACUCUUGGGAACCGGGCCGUGUUCUCGAGCGUAUAGGAAAGGUGAUGUACAACAUUUGGUUGCCAGGCCUAGCUAUUUUGAUCCGUUCCCAUUGCAACCAACUACGUAUCAGGCAUGAAGCGGAAGGCCAGCAAUCAACUUCUUCUGAAUCCCAACUACCGCAAGUCCCUCUGAACAUUCUGCUAGAUAGCUGGGGACUUGGUAACAGCAAUCCUUCAUCGGAACACGUCGCGGCAUCAACUUGGAGUCUGCCACAAGAACUCCUGACGGAUUUGCAGCCGCAGCCUCCGCCACGCCGCCACCGUUCUACCCUUAGACGUGAUCAACCAACGGUUUCUCUUCGCACAUCUUCGCGAGCUCGAAGGCAGCCUGUGAGCCUGACAGAUGCCGCAGCUCCGUAA
Molecule: messenger RNA, 4245 nt
Organism: Uranotaenia lowii
Lineage: Eukaryota; Metazoa; Arthropoda; Insecta; Diptera; Culicidae
Exons: 3
Coding region: 1-4245 (1414 amino acids)
Biological process (GO): DNA integration
Molecular function (GO): nucleic acid binding
Source: RefSeq, a predicted model, not a curated record